UAUAAAAAAGGAAAUGAAAAAAUAAUAGUUAUUAGCAAAUGUGAAUGAGAUGGAUUUGAUUUUGGAUAAGUCUUCAACCUAAGGAGCUCUUUGGCUAGGCAAUCUAAAGGCAGCUCAAAAUAUUAAAUAAUUAAAAGAAAAUAACAUCCAAACAGUCAUAACAGUGGCCAAUAAUAUUAUAGUAAAUUUCAAAAAUACUUUAAAUAUCUCUCAUAAAGUAAAACUUAUUAUGAAGUCAGAUCUAUAAAGUUGAAGAUACAGAAAAAGCACAAAUAAUAGAAUAUUUCGAGGAAAUAAACAAAGAAAUAUCGACUGGGUUAAAUUAUGGUUCCGUUUUGGUACAUUGUGCUGCAGGAAUUUCAAGAUCCAGUGCAUGUGUGAUAGCUUAUAUUAUGAAAACUAAUAAAUGGACCUAUGAAAAAACUUUUUAUUUUGUAAAAGAAAAGAGAUUAGCAAUUAAUCCAAAUCCAGGCUUUAAGAAAUAACUUAUAUAAUAUAGCAAAAAUUUAGAAACUAAUAACUCAAAUUAACAUCUUGAUCUAAAGUAACCUAAAGAAUCUAAGGAUUUAACCCCUUUUACUUUAGGUUAUUCAAAUUCAUGGGGAAAACUCAAAAAAAAAAAUUUAUCUAAUCCUCAUGAAUUAGUGAGCUAACUCUCCUAAAAUUUAGUUAAAUCUCCUCUAAAAAAAAUUGAUUAAUUGAAUCGUACUUCAACUCCAGAAGAAAGAUAAAUUUAUAGAUAAUUAUUGGCAAAAAGGUUAUUUGUGAAUACAUUCUCGAGCAAAAAUUCUAUUUCAACUAUUAAUUAUCAAAGUGAAUAAUCCGGUUUAUAAAAGUAAAUAGUAGAAAAACAGCCUAUUAAGAUAAAAGCACAUUUAAGCAUGUACAAGAGAGUUGAAAUUAAUGUCUUGGAGUCUGAAAGAACACAAAUAUGA
This is a messenger RNA of Paramecium sonneborni, 935 nucleotides long. The record is from the annotation of a GenBank genome assembly. Lineage: Eukaryota; Ciliophora; Oligohymenophorea; Peniculida; Parameciidae.